Messenger RNA from Dioscorea cayenensis subsp. rotundata (Guinea yam), 1972 nucleotides. RefSeq lists its product as uncharacterized. Gene Ontology annotation, biological process: regulation of gene expression. Gene Ontology annotation, cellular component: peroxisome. Gene Ontology annotation, molecular function: RNA nuclease activity. Lineage: Eukaryota; Viridiplantae; Streptophyta; Magnoliopsida; Dioscoreales; Dioscoreaceae. The record is from RefSeq and is a predicted model, not a curated record.
ACUCAGGGGGUGGUAGAGACUCGCAAGAGUCUUUAAUCCAAAGACUUGGUUUUGGAGUUCCUCAAAUCCUUCCCAAGCUGCGCGCUUUCCACUGAUUUCGUUGCUGGAUCGAUACCAGGAAACUUACAUGUCUUAUGAGGAAAAAUUGAUGGCUCGUCCAAGCUCUUCUUCGAAUACCAUGACUCAAGAAGCCUCAAACCUGGCUGAAUCAAUGUCCAUGAUUUCACACGCUGAAUCAGGUCAAGCUCCUAAUGUGACAAGUGAGGCUUCACACGGGCCUGUGGCCAUUCUUUGGGACAUAGAGAACUGUCCGGUUCCAAGUGAUGUCCGCCCAGAAGAUGUUGCUGGCAACAUCCGAAUGGCAUUGCGUGUCCAUCCUGUCAUCAGGGGAGCUGUCACCAUGUUCUCUGCUUAUGGUGACUUCAAUGCUUUUCCCAGAAGGCUGAGAGAGGGUUGCCAGAGAACUGGUGUUAAGCUUGUAGAUGUUCCUAAUGGCAGGAAGGAUGCCGCUGACAAGGCUAUCUUGGUUGACAUGUUUUUGUUUGCUCUGGACAACAGGCCACCAUCUUCGAUCUUGUUGAUCUCAGGGGAUGUGGAUUUUGCCCCAGCUUUGCAUAUUCUUGGUCAACGUGGAUACACUGUCAUUCUUGUUAUCCCUGCCGGAGUGGGAGUCUCUUCUGCUUUGAGCAAUGCUGGACGGUUUGUCUGGGACUGGCCUAGUGUGGCCCGUGGAGAAGGUUUUGUUCCUCCAAAGCAUUACACACCACGUGCCACUGACCUUUCUGGCUACCUUAUGAACUGCAACGUCAGUGAGAGCCAUGAUUGUCAGAAUGAAGAGGAGGCUAUUGUUUAUAGAGGAGCUUCACAAAGUGAAUACAACACAAGAGCAAACUUCAAUCAGAUGUACCCUCGCAACUCAUCUUACAUGUGUAAGGAACCUUCAAGAACUUCCUAUUCAUAUGCGGAAUACGGCAGCAAUAACUAUUCUACGACGCCUUUUCAUACUUCUUCAAGGUCUCAGAGUCUACCUUCUAGUUUAUGUGAAGCACCCAAUGGUGAUCAGAGUGGCAUGGAAGAUCUUUCAUGGGUUCAGCCUGGAGAUAUUCAAGGCCUGAAAGGCCAGAUAUUCAGGUUACUAGAGAUGUCUGGUGGAACUAUGCCGCUUGUGCGCAUCCCAUCCGAGUAUCUUAAGAUUUUUGGACGGCCACUUUACAUGGCGGAGUAUGGAGCUUACAAGCUUGUUAACCUUAUCAGAAAAAUGGGUGAUUGCUUUCUUGUUGUUGGAAAGGGGCCUAAGAAGUGGGUUUGCCUCCGAAACCCUGAAGAUCUUCAACUAAAGAAGUGCCAGAGCACACCAACGAUACUAAGGAAGGAUAAAAAAGAGAAGGGACCUUUAGAUGAAAAUGUGGAUUCAACUGUGAAUCCUAAUACAGGCAGCUCAUCGGAUGGCUUCUCAGAUGAUGCAGUUUGUGGACUUGAUGAGAGGAUUGUGGAUUCGGCUUUGUCUGUGACAUAUGAAUAUGACAGUCAGUUUGAAGCACUAAAACAGGAGGUGCAAGAGCUUCUGGUGUGCUACUCUUGCCCUGUACCUUUUGGUAAUUUUGUCUCGCUCUAUGAACAACGUUACAAGAAACCUCUCGACUUCAAGGCCUUCGGAGUGGAUGGGCUCGAGGGAUUGAUUGAGAAGGUGAGUGAUGUUGUUGAGCUGAGAGAAGAAAAGGGGAGCAAGAGGAAGUAUCUCGUCUCUUGUUGAGUAACAUAUAAGACACUUGUUUUUUUCCCAGUGUCUUAAGUUAGAAAAUAUGUUUCUUUUCUUUUUUGUUGUUUCUGAAGCAUCUCAAGUAUUUUCUUCAAUGAAGAAAUCGGUACUGCUUUUUUUUGUAAGAUGUCAAAGCGCAGAAUUUGUACCUGGUAAACUGAUUGUCAGUUAAUUGAUGUUCAAUUAUCAAUAUAGCUUGUACAGUUAUUUUCA